AUGCCUCGUGCCUCAGGGUCGGGCAAGCGACACUCAGGCGCCGCCGGUCAGCGCGACACUCGGCACGAGAAUGGGCUCGUUGGCCCUGCUACUGCCAAGCGAGUCGUAGGCAAACGAAGCCACGCACAGCUCGACGCAUCCGCCCAGGGCUCGCAGCCUAGGACGGCUGCUGAACAUGCUGCCUCUGGCCUGCCCCGCCAAUCUCUGCCUACGUCGCCGCCCCGAAACCGCGGCGCCGAGCAGCAGCCCAGCAUCGACGGCGUCUGUAAGGAGAGCCAUGCAGGCAACGACCCGGGCAACUCUGUCGAUAUCAACGGCGCGCGCAAAGUUUUGGAUGCAUUAGGUUUAGACGAUACAUCGUCCGAAUCCGGUUCAUCGCUCAUGGCGCCUCAUCAGACCUCGGGCGCUGGCGGCGUCGACGCCGGACACCGCCAGAUCGACGUCAAUGCCUUGAAGGAUGUCAACGUUCACCGCGAUCAGGGCCCCCUUGAGCUUGCCGCAACCGUGCUCAAGGCGCUUCCCAUGCAGGAUACGCUGGCCAUUCUGAUUAUUCUGAUGCACCUACCGGCUCUCUCGCUCCUCUUCAUCUAUGCCGUCUUUGCGCUCCUCACGUUUGUCCCGCCCGUCACGCUCAACUCGUACGUGAGCAUCAACUUUGCCGAAAUCCUCGAUGGCACCGCUACGACGCCCGCGCCUGUGACGCUGUUCACUAUGGACGUCAUGUUCUUCUUCUUCUGGCUGUUUCUCUGGCACCCACUGCAAGAGCUGAUGCAGGAUCUGGCGAAGCCUGUGAUUGCCAUUACGCUCGGCGGCGGUACAGGUUCGCGCGAUGGAGCGUCGCGAGGGAUCACGACAACGUUCUUCUGGGUCAUGCUGCAUCACAUUUUGAGGGGUACCCAGUCUCACUGGGCGCGCAUAGCUCGACAUAUUCCCGACAACUGGCCCGUACCUGCGGCUUUUCAUGAGCCUUGGAAGCUGCACGAGGAGCACUAUGAGACUAAGGGCUUGAUUGGCUGGGCCAAGAGCCUGUUGGCCGUGCAUAUCUUGACCCAAGGAACUAUAAGGGCGAUCAAAAAGUGGUAUCUGAGACGGGAGCGCGAGAACAAGGAUGGGAAAGACGGAGGCGACCCUGAAGUAGGAAAACCACAUGGGAGCACCGACAACGCAGCGGACGCCACUCUCGCUACGCCAGAGAUCGAAAUCAACGCCCAGCAGACGUCGGCCCCGCCUUUAGUGAGCAAGAAGAGGAGGAAGCAAAGCGCACAGAUACGCCUACAGCAGCCCUUGUGGGCUGCACUUGCAAGCACAAAGAUUGUAUUUAUGAAGGAGUGGGAGCUGUCCAACACGUCACGGGAGCAGGCUGGAUCCAACGCUACCGAUGUCCACAAUCUGGGCAACGCGCCGUUUGAGCGGCAGGAGCGCCAAAUAUGGAUUGUUUACGUGGGUAGUGAUGAGGUUCAUUUCAACACCAGUCUGUUUCCCCACGAGCACUUGGAAGAAGACAGCGUUCAGGGGAGCAAGGACGAUUCGAUUCCAACCACGGCGCAGAAGCUCUCCGGGCAGCCUCUUUACGUCCGCAUCAACAACGCCUUCUGGCAGCCAACACGCAUGUACCCGCUGGACGCGCCUGGUGGCGAGACAGAAGAGGAAGAGGAGGGCGCUCGAUGGACUGGCGCCAUCUACGGACUCCGACCCACGUCCAAGUAUGUCGUCGAGUUUGUUGACCGCAGCAACGACACUGUCUUGUUCAAAACAAGCAUCCGCACUGUCAGCGAGCCACAGCGCGAGACGGAAGCCGGUACUGCCGCGCCGCCUAAUGGCCAGCACUCUCUGCAGCCCGACUCGCCCGCCACGACGCUCAAGACUUCCAUUGCUGCCGCCGAAGCUAGGCUGACCGAGGAGAAGAACCGCCUCAAGACAGUUCGCAAGGAGUGGAAGUCGCGCAUCAACAACUUGAAGAAGGACAUUGAACUGGCCGAUAAUCAACUGUCAUCUGCAGGCAAUUCCGACGAGAAGUACAGGCAAAAGAUUCGCCAGCAGGAGACUCAGAAAUCGCAGGCGGAACGCGAAGCCCAAGCCCUUGUGGACCAGCUCAAGAACUACGACGCGGCGCCGGAACUCACCGAUCGUAAGAAGAAGGUCGAAAAGCUCUACGGAGCCGAGAAGAAGCUCUACGACGGGGAGAAGAAGGAUUUUGAGGAGUUCAAGUCGAAGCUGGACAAGGAAGUUAAGGCCAAGGAGUUGGAACACUCGAAUCUCAUCAGCAAGGUCAACAAGAUCAAGACCCGCAUCAACAAGAUCGAGACGGAGCUGGCCAACAUCACCGACGCCAACACCCGGGGGCUUGACGAGGCCGAGCGUCGCCGUCAGGAGCGCGUGACGUGGCAGGAGCACAGUGCCGCCGUGGAAGUGAACUAUCGGGAGCGUCUGGCACACAUCAGAGCCACGAACGCCGGCAAGGUUGAGCAGAUUCAGGCCAUGCAGGCGCAGCUGAAUGCCAUUAUGAGCACCAGUGCGGUCCACAUGUCUCUUGACCAGAUGGCCCAACUGGGGGAUUACCAGCAGCAGCAGCAGCAACAACAGCAACAACACCCUGGCAUGUGGAACCCGAAUCCUGCGGCUCCGCCUCACAUCCCGUCAAACGUCUGGGGCACUUCUGGCGAUCUCGUUCCUACCGUUUCCUCCUUUGCUGGCCCUUCUGCCUGGCAAGCCAUGGCCACCGCGGCACCCUUUGAGCCCCGCGCUAAGACGCGUGGACGGAGCUCUAGCAUGUUGAGCGAUGUGAGCGGCUUCACGCAGCCAAGCGACGACGACGAGGGAUCUCUGCCGACAUGGCGGGGUGGACAGCGUCCUCCUGGGUUUGCCUAUCCGGCGCAGGGCGGCAGUAGUGGUGGCGGCAGCGGGCAAAACGAUAGCUUCCCGAACAGUCCAGUCUCGUGA
Molecule: messenger RNA, 2940 nt
Organism: Emericellopsis cladophorae
Lineage: Eukaryota; Fungi; Ascomycota; Sordariomycetes; Hypocreales; Bionectriaceae
Product: ubiquitination network signaling protein-like protein
Exons: 1
Coding region: 1-2940 (979 amino acids)
Source: RefSeq, a predicted model, not a curated record